CAAAGGGCCACUUUUUGGCUUGGAGCAAGCCAGGCUCCCCAUAGGUCUAGAAAACGCGCAACGAGCAGUCGGAGUGAGUGCUGCUGCUGCGCCCGAGAAGUUGAGACAUCAUCCAACGGUGAGCGAGCUGAGCGAGCACCAGUGCUGGAGCCACACUGAGUGCCACCGCAAAAACGAUGCCCUACCCGCCCCCACCGCCCGCGGAACCCACGAAAACAACGCCACCAAUAGCCUUCGUGCAACGAUUACGCAACCGCGCGGCCUGCCUCUGCUGCGCGCGCUGCGGCGCCUUCGCGGGAAAUGACGCGCUGGUCCAGUGCGCCGCACCGUCGAUACCACGAGACGGCGCGUCGCUCGCCGACGCACUGAAAGAAUUGAAGAUAAAGCACCGUUCUCAUGGUGUUGUCUUCUGCGGCUGCGGUGCUGUUUUUUGUUCAGAAGCAUGUCUCGACGACGACGAGGCGCACGCGCUGCACUGCUGCGGGCCGCGCGCCGAGGGAGAUCCGGUCGUGGCGUUCCGUGCAUCAAUCUGCGGGCUGCCCUACGCCGACGAGGUUUUGCUGGCCGUCGCGGUCGCGUGCGCGGCGGUCAAUGACUCAGAAAGCGAGGCGGCCGCGUGGGUCGAGUUCGCGCUCUCCGCGUUUGACGCGUCUUCGGAAGACAUCCCGUGGGCUAAAUUGAUCGAGGGCGUGCCCGCUUUGGAGUCUUUAGGUGUAGAGGGCCUGAAACGCGUGUACGGACGAGUGAGAGAAGAGGCCCUCUCAAUCACGCGCGAGAGCCCGCUCGUGGCGAGGUGCCGCGCCUGCACGGACGCCAAGGACCAAUCAAUUCUUGUAGAAUUCGCGCGGCAAGACGACUACGACGAGGACGAGUCGGAUGAGCCACCGGAGGACACGUCGCGCGCGGCCUUGGCGGUCGCGGCGGCCUUCGCCGACGAGACGAGCAGUAGUGAUGAGGAAGCAACCGAGGAGUCCUUCGCGAGCGUCGCGGCGGACGCGGAGGCGCGCUUCGAGCCGCUCGAAGUGCUUGUCUUGAGCGAGGCGCGGCCCCACGCCUGCGCGCCUACUUAUACAUUGAGUGCUAACUCAAAGUCGGCCCCCCUCACGUUACUGGAGAAGCGCGUCGCGCCGGGGCCCGCCACUUUAUCGAGGGUCGACACGGUUCUGGAACGGGAGGACCGCUUGGAAUGGCUCAAGAUGAAGGGCCUCGAGUGCGAUUGUUCAAGGUGCCGCUUCGAAAACGGCGAGAGCGUCUCCAGUACUUUGUUACGGGCCGUCGCGGCGUGCGCCGAGCGCGACGGGAGGUUCGAGGACGCUUUACGAGCGCACGGCGCCGUCCUCGCAGAGGACCCGAGUGAUGGCGACGCGUUGUAUGGGCGAGCUCGAGUGCACGGCUGGUCGGACAAGUGGGGGAUUGAACGACGGUUAUUGGAGGAAGCGAUCGCGCUCGCGCCCGACCAUCCUGAUAUAAGGAAAGCGGUAAACACCAGAGACGCGUACCACGCCGGGGCCUGUUCGUCUAGAACCUUUGGAUUUGAGACCAUCUCCCGUGGAGGCGUGAGCGUGUGGUCCUCGAAUAGCGUCGUCUCUUCAGAAGCGUGCGCGACGGCGAUCGAGCUCGCCGAGGCCCACGCUUCUGCCACAGAUGGCUGGACGACGGCGAGGCACUUCGCGGUCCCGACGACGGACCUACCGGUCCACGCAUCUCCCGAUCUCCUGAAGUGGUUCAACGCUUGUCUGAAAGAUGCCAUCUUCCCGGCGGUCGCUCAAGUGACCGGGGCUUCUUCGGAAAAGCUAAGGGUCAUCGACGCGUUUGUCGUCCGUUACGACGCGAGCAAACAGAAAGCAUUACCGCUCCAUAGCGACCAGUCGGAGUAUUCCAUUACAUUACCAUUGAACGAUCGGUCGCAAUACGAGGGCGGCGGCACGUAUUUUGCUGCCUUAGAUGAAGCGGUGAACUGCGACACCGGCGGAUUGGUCGUCUUCCCCGGCGCGCUGUACCACGCCGGCGCGCCUACCACCAAAGGUCGAAGGUACGUCAUUGUCGCAUUUUUAUUUGAGGAUAGAGAUCAGGAUGAACUGGAGAGGCGAUUGGACGGCGCGGACCGAAAGCUGGAUGGAGGCGCUGGGUUCGCGGACGAUAGCGAGGACGACCUCAGUCGAUUGUUAGCGAACAUGAACGACCAAUAAUUAUUUUUAACUUAU
Molecule: messenger RNA, 2204 nt
Organism: Pelagomonas calceolata
Lineage: Eukaryota; Pelagophyceae; Pelagomonadales; Pelagomonadaceae
Source: the annotation of a GenBank genome assembly